Mytilus trossulus (common blue mussel) is the source of this 2223-nucleotide messenger RNA. RefSeq names its product V-type proton ATPase subunit D-like. The transcript has 7 exons. The coding region runs from base 247 to 1002 and encodes 251 amino acids. The record is from RefSeq and is a predicted model, not a curated record. NCBI's taxonomy places the organism in Eukaryota, Metazoa, Mollusca, Bivalvia, Mytilida, Mytilidae. Gene Ontology annotation, molecular function: proton-transporting ATPase activity, rotational mechanism. Gene Ontology annotation, cellular component: proton-transporting V-type ATPase complex.
UAAUAUAUCUGUAUACAUGAACAUAAAGUAUUUUGAGUUUAUACCAAAGGAUUUGUGUGAACAAUAAUUGAGAUGCAGUAGUUUCUAAUAAUUUACUAUACAGUCUUUUUCAUUUGGGAACUAAUAUUCGACAAAUAUUAUUUCCUGAAACGAUUCGUAUCUGUUCCGGCAUCAUUUUGGAAAGAUUUCUUGACAUUCAUUGAUUUCGUCUGAAAUUUAUUUUCUCUUCAAAAACUACAGAUCAAGAUGUCAGGAAAAGACAGGCUUAACGUUUUCCCCUCAAGAAUGGCCAUGGCCAUGAUGAAAGUUAGACUAAAGGGUGCACAAAAAGGUCAUAGCUUAUUAAAGAAAAAGGCAGAUGCAUUAACACUUAGAUUUAGAAUGAUUUUAAAGAAAAUUAUUGAGACAAAAGUUUUAAUGGGAGAUGUAAUGAAAGAAGCCUCCUUUUCUCUGGCAGAAGCUAAAUUCACUACUGGUGAUUUCAACCAUAAUGUAUUACAGAACGUCAAUAAAGCUCAGAUGAAAGUUAGAACAAAAAAGGAUAAUGUAGCAGGUGUUAUGUUACCAAUAUUUGAAAGCUACCAAGAUGGUUCAGAUAGUUAUGAAUUAACCGGUUUAUCAAGAGGAGGGCAACAAAUAGAUAAAUUAAAAAAGAACUAUGCUAAAGCAAUACAGUUAUUGGUAGAGCUGGCCUCUCUACAGACUUCCUUUGUCACAUUAGAUGAAGUCAUUAAAAUAACAAAUAGAAGAGUUAAUGCUAUUGAACAUGUUAUUAUACCAAGAAUAGAAAAUACCUUAUCGUAUAUAAUUAGUGAAUUAGAUGAAAGAGAAAGAGAAGAGUUCUUUAGAUUAAAGAAAAUUCAAGAGAAGAAAAAGAAAAAUAAGAAGGCUGCUGAAGAUCUAAAGGCAAAAAGGAAAGCUGCUGGAGAAUUGAAAGAGGCUGAUGAAGCACCAAAUAUCUUAAAUGAAGGGAUGGAUCAAGACUUGUUGUUUACAGAUUGAUGAUAGCUUUUUGUUAAAUAGAUUUGUAAAUGUUAGGAAUCAGAUGGAAGCAGGGAAAAUCAGUUUAAUUUUUAGUUCUAUGGAUUUUCCCUCAUUCUCUAGUUAGAGUUUGAUAUUACUGCAAAAUAAAAAAAAAAGCUGCACACACAUAUUCAAACGUUUCUGAAUCCCUCUAAAUAGGUUUUUUCAAAGUUGGAAUAAAUGGUUUCUUCUAUUUAGUAAUUCUUAAAUUUUUUAUAUCAUACUUUAGAACUGUAGUUUUUAGAAGACUCUGAAUUCCAAACUGAUCUAUAUUUUAAAAAUCCAUAGAACUUCAAAUUAAAAAACUGUUGCCUUUCUAUAAACUGACAAUGAAAUAAAGUUAUGAAACAAAAUUUUCAGUUUGUAACCAUACACAAGUUUAAAUUUAUAUUUUGUGUCAUCUUACUGUAAUGGCAUCACUCAUAGCAAAUUUUGUUGUGAAAUAUUUAGUUUUUCAUUUCCAUUCUGCAGUGUUUUCAGAUUUUUUAGUUUGAAAAAUACAACAGCAAAAUGAAGAAAUUUGCUGCAGUAUUAAUCAGAACAUUCCAAAAUAUUAAAAAUAACUGUUUUAUUUGUGUAGAAAAUUUAUUUAAAACAUUUAUGUUUGCAAACCUUAUCAUAAGGAUUUGUUAUAGGCUAGUCGACAGUAUUAUUAAACAAGAAUUAUUACCGGUAGGUUUUAUUUGUAUGUUAUAAUUGAGAAAAGUACUCAACAGAAAUUUCAGCAUUUAACUAUUGAACUUAUAGAAAAAUACUUAUAUUUAUAAAUUUGUGUUGUUUUUGUACUUAUCUGAAAUACAGAACAGCAAAACAACUGCAAUAAUAGGAUACCAGUAAUUGUUGUUUCAAUUUAGAGGUUGAAAAGACAUAACAUGUGAUAUUUUCUAUGCAGUUGAAAUAUCCUGUCACAUGUUUUUCUUUUACCCCACACCCUUUAUUAUAUGUACAUCAACUUUUCAAUGUACAUUUGUAAUUAAUUUCAUUACAAUAGGAUAUUUACUUUCUUCAAUAUUUAUAGUCUAAAAAGUAUUUUCAUGUUGUGAAAAGGACUGAAAAAAAAUCUCACAAGAAAAAAAUGUGUCCGUGGACUAUUAUUUUACCUCACACAUUCUAUUAAAAUCACAUCUACAUAUUCAAGAUUCAAGAUUGUAAAGUAGUUGUUACUGAAUAAAUAUGUUGUAUAUAUAAUAUAUAAAUAUA